AUGAACACCCACUCCUCCUACUCACCAACGCGCCUCGGUGUCUGUGGCUGCUACAUUUACGAUGCAAGAGCUUGCCAGCGUACCUACCUGCCGCAAGUCAAGCUUGAGUCUCAUACUACCAUACUUUCGACUGCUUCUCGGACAGUCAUGCGCCAGAAAUUUGUGAAUCAGUCAGACCAUACACUCAAAGAAAUCAGAUACGCAUUUCCGCUAUUUGACGGUAUCAGUGUCGUCGACUUCGUCUGCCACAUCGGUCAACGUACGAUUUAUGGUCUAGUCAAAGAGAGGCGCGAAGCCAAAAAGACCUACGACGUGGCUAAGACGCGUGGCGAGACUGCAGCGCUACUCGAGCAAGAUCCCGACGCAGCAGACGUCUUCAAAACCACCAUCAGUAACAUCCCAAACGGCUCAUCCAUAUUCAUCACCAUCAAAUACAUCCAGGAGCUGAACCACGAUGCCGAAGUCGACGGUAUACGACUUACCAUCCCCUCGUCCAUCUUUCCACGCUACGGCUAUUGUCCCGGAAAUCUACAGAAAAGAUUCGGAAUGGUUGCUAUACAGGGUAUCUCCAUUACAGUAGACGUUUGUAUGCCAGAGGGUAUACCUAUCAGGAAGAUCAUCUCACAGUCUCACCCCAUCGAAGUGACGCUCGGGUCUUUAUCAACGAGUACUAUCGACGAGGACGUAUCAAUCUCCAGAGGUUCAGCGGUUCUUGCACUACAGAGGAUAGAAUUUCGACACGAUUUCAUAUUGCGGGUGGUUGCAAAGGACAUUGGCAUCCCUCAAGCGAUCCUGAAAACACACCCAACACUCCCCAACCAGCGCGCCUUGAUGACGACGCUUGUGCCCAAGUUCAACCUCAAGACUGAGAAGCCAGAGAUCAUAUUCAUUGUAGAUCGUUCGGGCAGCAUGUCCCACCAGAUUCCUACGCUUGUGUCCGCACUCAAGGUUUUUCUCAAGUCAAUCCCUGUCGGCUGCAUGUUCAAUAUCUGUUCAUUUGGAAGCUCGCACUCGUGUCUUUGGAGCGAGAGUAAGGGGUAUAAUCAGGAGACGUUGGAAGAGGCCAUCAAUUGCGUUGACGCAUUUCAAGCUGACAUGGGAGGCACCGAAACAUUGGCUGCUGUUCAAUCCUGUUUCAAGAUGCGCAACAAGCACUGUUCGACCGAGAUGGUUCUGCUCACCGAUGGCAAUAUAUGGGCGCAACAGCAGUUGUUCAAUUACAUCAUCGAGGAAACAAAGAGUAGAGAUGUGCGUGUCUUCCCUAUCGGCAUUGGAGGACAAGUCUCCAGCGCCUUGAUCGAAGGCGUAGCAAGGGCCGGUGGAGGCUUUGCUGAGAUGGUCGCUGAGAACGAGAAGCUUGACAGAAAGAUCAUUCGUAUACUCAAGGGUUCGCUCACCCCUCACAUCAAGGACUACCGCCUGGAACUUAACAUCGACGAUACAGACAAGGAAAACAAGGCCUCCAACGAACAGCCAAACGCAGAGCCCAUAUCGCUCUACGACACUGCUUUCCAAGAAGAGCAUACCAAAGUCGGAGAACCAACAGAUAUCUUCGCCGGUCUACCAAACCUCAAGCGUCCAGCCCUCCUACAAACACCUCACGAGAUACCACAGCGAUUCCCGUUCCACCGAACCUGCGUCUACCUGCUCCUAGCUUCAGAGUCCUCGCAUCUCAAACCGAAAAGCGUAGUUCUAAAAGGCACAUCCCCUCAAGGCCCCCUGACGCUCGAAAUCCCCAUUGAGAUUCGCGAAGAGGCAGAUGAGAUGAUCCAUCAACUAGCAGCGCGCAAGGCCACACAAGAACUCGAAGAGGACCACGGUUGGAUCUCAAAGGCUACCGUCGACAAUGACAACGUCUCAGUGAAGGACAAAUACAGAGACCAGUUCGCGUUGCUGCAAAGACGAGAAGCCGUUCGUCUAGGAGUGGAGUUCCAAGUCGGCGGCAAAUACUGUUCGUUCGUUGCGGUGGAAGCUAAUGAGGCUGAGAUUGUGGAGAAGCGCAAACAAGCACGAGAAGCGACGGUGAGCAGAGAUUUAGAAGAGCUUGGAGAAGACUGGGAUGUGGUCGAAUCGUCGUCAUUUUCUCCAGUGAGUAGGCAUUUUGUUAGCCAACGGGAAUCUUUGAGACUCGCUACACCGUCGAGCUAUUUCGGUGAGGCCAAAUUCUGCUCUGCAGGCUCUGCAGAUCCUCCUGCCGCACAAAGCUGGCCGCAUCCCAGGGUUUCAGGGAUCACUAGAGUUCGUAGGGGCAGUCGCGGUAGGAGUAGUGGUGGACGAGGCGGUGGACGAGGCGGAGGCUUUGCAAACACUCCAAGCGCAGGUAUCCGCAGUACCGACCAAAACACCCCCGGGAGCCUCUAUAGCUCCACCACCGGAUGGAUCCCUCCCCCUUCCUCUUCAUCCGGAUUCCACAUUCAAUCCAACCCUCCCUCCUCUCCCACUCCAUGCCCAUCCCCACCUCUCCUCCACCGUUUAAUCGCCCAUCAACUCCACAACGGCUCCUUCCCCGCCACCGCACCCCUACCCUACCUCGAAAUGAGCAUCUCCCCCUCCGUCGUACGAAACAGCCUCCGCCUGCUCACUACAGCGCCCACCGCAGCGGCGUACGCAGAAGUCCUGGAGCAGUUACUCACAACAGCUAUUCUUGUUGUGUAUCUAGAGAACAAGAUGCAAGAGGAAGUGGAGACUUGGGAGUUGGUUGUUGGGAAGGCGAGGGCGUGGGUGCAGGAGGUUGUUGAGGGGACGUUUUUGGAGGAGUUGUGGAAGGUUGCUGGGGAGGUUGUUCGGGCGUGGAAGGGAUGA
Messenger RNA from Pyrenophora tritici-repentis Pt-1C-BFP, 2802 nucleotides. RefSeq lists its product as uncharacterized. The record is from RefSeq and is a predicted model, not a curated record. NCBI's taxonomy places the organism in Eukaryota, Fungi, Ascomycota, Dothideomycetes, Pleosporales, Pleosporaceae.